GCUGUUGCCAUGUUGGCAGAAGUGGCUUCUCUCUGCCGGGGUAACUGGCUCUGGCUGCGGCUGCCCGGUCUGUACGCAUAGGGUCUUCCUUAUUCCCCUCACCCGCGGUUGGCGCUGAGAGGCGGCGUCCGGCGGGAUGGAGAAAAGUAGGAUGAACCUGCCCAAGGGGCCGGACACGCUGUGCUUCGACAAGGACGAGUUCAUGAAGGAAGACUUUGAUGUCGAUCACUUUAUGUCUGACUGUCAGAAGCGAGUGCAGCUGGAAGCACUUAGAGAUGACCUGGAGCUCUACUAUAAGCUGCUUAAAACAGCCAUGGUUGAGCUCAUCAACAAGGACUACGCAGACUUUGUCAACCUGUCAACAAACCUGAUAUGUGUGUUGUGGCUUAUACAGGUUAUUCCAUCAGUUGAGAAAAUUGAAAAAAUCUUAAAUUCUCAACAUUCUAAAGAAACAUCUGCACUAGAAGCAAGCAGUGAAAAGGGCAGUACUGUUCCCGGCUAUGAUUUUUUGGUGAAUUCUGUCUGGCCAGAAAUAGUACGAGAAUUAGAAGAAAAAUUACCCUUGAUUUUUAAUUCUGGGAAUCCUGAUGCAUUUCACCAGCUCAGCUGGGAGAGAGGUUGUAGGUGCAGUGGCAUCUGUGGAUGGAGGCUACAGGAUACCUUUAAACAUCCUUCAAUGCACAGGACAGCCACACAGCAAAGACCCACAGCAAAGGCCAUCUGGCUCCAAAUUUGCUCUAUGGAGUGGAAAUGGUAACCUACUCCAGUAUUCUUGCCUGGAAAAUUCCAUGGACAGAUGGUUCCACAGUUCAUGGGAUUGCAAACAGUUGGACACAACUGAGUGACUGAGCACCUAGUUGUUUUAGUUGUAAGAUUUUGUUGUAUAUUUGAGAUUUUUCUUGUUUCCUGAGGUAAGGUUUUAUUGCUAUCAAUUUCAACCUUAGAACUGCUUCUGCUGUGUCCUCAUAUGUUCAUGAUGUUUCAGCAUGUUUUCAGUUGCCUCUAGGCAUUUUUUAAAUUUUCUCCUCGAUUCCUUCACUGAUCUAUUGGUUGAUUAGUAGCAUGCUAUUUAGCCUCCGUGUGUUUGUGUCUUUACAGUUUUCUUUUUUUCUUGUGGUUGACUUCUAAUUUCAAGUAUUGUGACUGGGAAAAUUGCUUGAUAUUAUUUGAGUUUUCUUAAAUUUACCCAGGCUUAUUUUGUGGUCCAGCAUGUAACCUAUCCUGGAGGGUGUUCCAUAUGCAUUUGAAAUAAAUGUGCAUUCUACUGCCUUUGGAUGGAAUGGUCUAUAAUAUGUUAAUUAAGUCCAUCUGGUCUAAUGUGUCAUUAAGGCCUGCGUUUCCUUACUGAAUUUUGUCUGGAUGCUCUGUCCAUUGUUGUAAGAGGGGUAUUAUGUCCCCCAAUAUUAUUGUGUAACUGCCAAUUCCUUUUAUGUUUACUAACAUUUUCCUUGUGUAUUUAAGUGCUCCUAUGUUGGCUGCAUAAAUAUUUACAAUUGUUAUAUCUUAUUGGAUUGACCCCUUGAUCAUUAUGUAAUGUCCUUUCUUAUCCCUUGUAACAGUCUUUAUUUUAAAGUCUACUUUGUCUGAUAUGAGCAUUGCUACUCCAGCUGUUUGCUUUUCAUUUCUUUUUGCAUUAAAUACAUUUUCCAUCCCGUCACUUUCAGUCUGAAUGUGUCCCUGGAUCUGAAGUGGAUCUCUUAUAGACAGCAUUUUUAUGGCUUUUAUUUUUGUAUCCAUUCAGCCAGUAUAUGUCUUUUGGUUGGAACAUUUAAUUCAUUUACAUUUAAUGUAAAUAUCUGUUAACUGGGCUUCCCACGUGGCACUAGUGGUAAAGAGCCUGCCUGCCAACACAGGAAAUGUAGAGAUGAAGGUUCGAUUCCCAGAGUCAGGAAGAUCCCCUGGAGAAAAGCAAGGCAACCCACUCCAGUAUUCUUGCCUGGAGAAUCCCAUGGACAGAGGAGCAUGGCAGGCUACAGUUCAUAGGGUUGCAAAGAAUUGGACAUGAUUGAGGUGACUUAACACAGUGCAGCACACGUUUGUUAAUUGUUUUGGAUUUAUCUUUGUAGAUCUUCCUUCCCUUCUUUUGUUUUCUUCUCUUGUGGUUUGAUGACUAUAUUUAAAGUUGCGAUUGCAUUCCUUUUUCUUUUUUGUGAGUAUAUCUAUUAUAGAUUUUUGAUUUGUGCUUACCAUGAGGAUUUGUUAUAAUAAUCUCUCUGUGUGUGUGUGUAUGUAUAAUGGUUUUAAGUAGCUGAUCACUCAAUUUUAAAUGCAUUUCAAAUAUCUAGCUUUUGUACUCUCCUUCUACCACAAUAACUACCUUAGAUAUCAUAUUUGCUUCUGGCUCAUUUUUCCUACAUUUAUUGUAUGUUUGCCUCUACCAGUGAGCUUUCCAACUUUAUAAUUUUGUUUCUAGUUUAGGCCAAGAGAAGUUCCUUUAGCAUUUGUUGUAAAGCUAGUUUUGUGGCCCUGGAUUCUUUUAGCUUUUGCUUAUCUAUAAAGUUUUUAAUUUCUCCAUAAAAUCUGAAUCAGAACCUUGCUGGGUAGAGUAUUCUUGGUUGUAGGUUUUUCUCUUUCAUCACUUUAAAUAUGUUGUGCCACUUCCUUCUGGCCUGAUAAUCUUAUGAUAAUUUCCUUGUAAAUUAUUGUGUUUUAUUUGUGAGCAACAACCACCACCCUUGUUGCUUUUAGUAUUUUCUCUUUGUCUUUUAAUUUCUGUUACUUUUAUUAUUGUGUUUCUCACUGUGUU
Messenger RNA from Dama dama (fallow deer), 2746 nucleotides. RefSeq names its product conserved oligomeric Golgi complex subunit 2-like. Gene Ontology annotation, cellular component: COG complex; membrane. Bases 137 to 757 code for a protein of 206 amino acids. Lineage: Eukaryota; Metazoa; Chordata; Mammalia; Artiodactyla; Cervidae. The transcript is spliced from 6 exons. Gene Ontology annotation, biological process: intra-Golgi vesicle-mediated transport; Golgi organization; protein transport. The record is from RefSeq and is a predicted model, not a curated record.